Spea bombifrons (plains spadefoot toad) is the source of this 6828-nucleotide messenger RNA. It is a transcript of the gene SNRNP200, whose product is annotated as small nuclear ribonucleoprotein U5 subunit 200. Gene Ontology annotation, cellular component: nucleus. The record is from RefSeq and is a predicted model, not a curated record. The transcript is spliced from 45 exons. Lineage: Eukaryota; Metazoa; Chordata; Amphibia; Anura; Pelobatidae. Bases 94 to 6504 code for a protein of 2136 amino acids. Gene Ontology annotation, molecular function: nucleic acid binding; ATP binding.
GUGAACCGGAAGUGGAAGCUGUAAGGCGGAAGUUUCGUCUUCUGCGCGUUGUUUGCCCCGUGAGUGAAGCGAGUUCGGGCAGCAGACGGCAGGAUGGCGGAUGUAACAGCCCGUAGCUUGCAGUAUGAAUACAAAGCGAACUCUAACCUUGUACUUCAAGCCGAUCGCUCUCUGAUAGACAGGACCCGCAGAGAUGAACCCACAGGAGAGGUGUUGUCAUUGGUGGGGAAACUGGAAGGCACUCGUAUGGGUGACAAAGCACAGAAAACCAAGCCACAGAUGCAAGAAGAGAGACGUGCCAAGAGGAGAAAGCGAGAUGAAGACAGACAUGAUAUUAACAAGAUGAAAGGAUACACCUUGCUAUCAGAGGGCAUUGAUGAAAUGGUUGGAAUCAUAUACAAACCCAAGACCAAGGAGACUCGUGAAACUUACGAAGUGCUCCUCAGCUUUAUCCAGGCUGCUCUGGGUGACCAGCCUCGAGAUAUCCUGUGUGGAGCAGCUGAUGAAGUCCUUGCUGUGCUAAAGAAUGACAAACUGCGAGACAAGGAAAGAAGAAGGGAGGUGGAUCAGCUCCUGGGGCAGACAGAUGAUACCCGAUACCAUGUGCUUGUAAACUUGGGCAAAAAGAUCUCAGACUAUGGUGGCGAUAAAGAAAUUCAAAAUAUGGAUGAUAACAUAGAUGAAACAUAUGGAGUCAACGUGCAGUUUGAAUCUGAUGAAGAGGUAGGGGAUGAAGAUGUGUAUGGAGAAGUACGGGAUGAUGCAUCAGAUGAUGACAUGGAAGGAGAUGAAGCUAUUGUACAAGGCACACUCUCUGCUAAUCUUGUAACAUCUGGGGAAAUCAUGAGUUCCAAGAAGAAAGAUCUUCAUCCUCGGGAUAUUGAUGCCUUUUGGCUCCAGAGACAACUUAGCAGGUUUUAUGAUGAUGCCAUUGUGUCUCAGAAGAAAGCAGACGAAGUCCUGGAGAUUUUAAAGACUGCAGGUGAUGAUCGUGAAUGUGAAAACCAGUUGGUUUUGCUACUUGGGUUCAAUACAUUUGAUUUCAUUAAAAUCCUUCGGCAGCACCGUAUGAUGAUUCUGUACUGUACUCUUCUGGCAAGUGCCCAGAGUGAAGCUGAAAAAGAAAGGAUUAUGGAUAAAAUGGAUUCAGACCCUGAGCUGUCAAAGUACCUUUAUCAGUUGCAAGAAACUGAAAAAGAGGACCUUAUUAGGGAGGAGCGCACACGCAGGGAAAGGGUGAGACAGUCUCGAGUGGACACAGAUUUGGAGAGCAUGGAUCUUGAACAGGGAGGAGAGGCUUUUACUCCUCGCCAAGCCCUUGAUCUGGAGGACUUGGCCUUUGCCCAAGGCAGUCACUUCAUGGCCAACAAGCGUUGCCAGCUACCUGAUGGUUCCUUUAGGCGCCAGAGGAAAGGAUAUGAAGAAGUGCAUGUGCCUGCAUUAAAACCCAAACCUUUUGCUGCUGAUGAGCAACUCGUGGCAGUGGAGAAACUUCCAAAAUAUGCUCAGGCUGGGUUUGAUGGUUUUAAAACACUAAACAGAAUCCAAAGCAAACUCUUCAAAACUGCAAUGGAGACUGAUGAGAACCUACUGCUCUGCGCUCCCACUGGAGCUGGUAAGACAAACGUAGCUCUGAUGUGCAUGCUCCGGGAGAUUGGAAAACACAUCAAUGUCGAUGGUACAAUCAAUGUAGACAACUUCAAAAUUAUUUACGUUGCCCCCAUGAGGUCCUUGGUACAGGAGAUGGUGGGCAAUUUCAGCAAGAGAUUGUCUACAUAUGGGAUCAAAGUGUCAGAGUUGACUGGUGAUCACCAAUUGUGCAAGGAGGAGAUUAAUGCCACACAGAUCAUUGUUUGUACUCCAGAGAAGUGGGACAUUAUAACCCGGAAAGGAGGAGAGAGAACUUACACACAGCUUGUUCGUCUGAUCAUUCUGGAUGAGGUCCACCUGUUGCAUGAUGAUAGAGGCCCUGUACUGGAAUCAUUAGUGGCUCGUGCUAUCCGUAACAUAGAGAUGACACAAGAAGAUGUUCGAUUGGUGGGUCUCAGUGCCACGCUGCCUAACUAUGAGGAUGUGGCCACCUUUCUUCGAGUGGACCCUGCCAAGGGACUCUUCUAUUUCGACAACAGUUUUCGUCCUGUGCCCCUGGAACAGACUUAUGUUGGUAUCACAGAAAAGAAAGCCAUCAAACGCUUCCAAAUCAUGAAUGAAAUUGUGUAUGAGAAGAUCAUGGAACAUGCUGGGAAGAACCAGGUACUAGUAUUUGUUCACUCCAGAAAGGAAACUGGCAAGACAUCUCGGGCGAUCAGAGACAUGUGCCUAGAGAAAGACACGCUGGGGCUGUUCCUGCGAGAGGGAUCUGCCUCCACUGAGGUGUUGCGUACAGAGGCAGAGCAAUGCAAAAAUCUAGAACUGAAGGAUCUUCUGCCGUAUAGUUUUGCUAUUCACCACGCUGGAAUGAGCCGUGUGGACAGGACUCUGGUGGAGGAUCUGUUUGCUGACAAACACAUUCAGGUUCUCGUGUCCACUGCCACUCUGGCUUGGGGUGUUAAUCUCCCAGCUCACACUGUUAUUAUCAAAGGCACCCAGGUGUAUAGCCCAGAGAAGGGACGCUGGACAGAACUGGGGGCCCUGGAUAUCCUGCAGAUGCUUGGAAGAGCUGGGCGUCCGCAGUACGAUACAAAAGGCGAGGGAAUCCUCAUCACAUCUCAUGGGGAAUUGCAGUAUUAUCUUUCUCUCCUGAACCAGCAGCUGCCUAUUGAGAGUCAAGUGAUUGCCAAGCUCCCUGACAUGCUCAAUGCCGAGGCAGUCCUGGGAAAUGUUCAAAACGCAAAGGAUGCGGUGAACUGGCUGGGUUACACCUACUUAUACAUCCGAAUGUUACGGUCACCCACCUUGUAUGGUAUUUCCCAUGAUGACCUCAAAUCCGACCCAUUGCUGGAGCACAGGCGCCUGGACCUCAUUCACACAGCAGCCCUCAUGCUAGACAAGAAUAACUUGCUUAAAUAUGACAAGAAGACCGGAAACUUCCAGGUGACAGAGUUGGGACGCAUCGCCAGUCAUUACUAUAUCACCAAUGAGUCAGUGCAGACCUACAAUCAGCUACUGAAGCCAACACUCAGUGAGAUCGAGAUGUUCCGGGUGUUCUCUCUGUCCUCAGAGUUCAAGAACAUCACAGUCCGAGAGGAGGAAAAACUGGAACUACAAAAGCUCCUAGAGAGAGUUCCAAUCCCUGUGAAGGAGAGUAUAGAGGAGCCAAGCGCUAAGAUCAACGUCCUACUCCAAGCCUUCAUCUCUCAACUAAAACUUGAAGGGUUUGCUUUGAUGGCCGACAUGGUGUAUGUUACUCAGUCUGCCGGACGUCUCAUGCGAGCCAUAUUUGAAAUAGUCUUGAACAGAGGAUGGGCUCAACUCACAGACAAGACACUGAACCUCUGCAAAAUGAUAGACAAGAGAAUGUGGCAGUCCAUGUGUCCGCUGCGUCAGUUUAAGAAGCUCCCAGAGGAAGUGGUAAAGAAGAUUGAGAAGAAGAAUUUUCCCUUUGAGCGCCUGUAUGACUUGAACCACAAUGAGAUAGGUGAACUUAUCCGCAUGCCAAAAAUGGGCAAAACCAUUCACAAGUAUGUGCACUUGUUUCCCAAGCUGGACCUCUCUGUGCACCUGCAGCCUAUCACACGUUCCACGCUCAAAGUGGAGCUCACGAUAACCCCGGACUUCCAGUGGGAUGAGAAGGUUCAUGGCUCCUCUGAAGCUUUCUGGAUCUUGGUGGAAGACGUGGACAGUGAAGUCAUCCUGCACCACGAGUACUUUCUCCUGAAGGCAAAAUACGCACAAGAUGAGCACCUUGUAACGUUCUUUGUUCCCGUCUUUGAGCCUUUGCCUCCGCAGUACUUCAUUCGAGUCGUGUCCGAUCGCUGGCUGUCCUGCGAGACGCAACUGCCGGUCUCUUUCCGCCACUUGAUACUGCCGGAAAAGUACCCGCCACCCACGGAGCUGCUGGACCUGCAACCCCUGCCCGUGUCUGCCCUGAGAAACAGUUCCUUCGAGAGCUUGUACCAGGACAAAUUCCCUUUCUUUAACCCUAUCCAGACCCAAGUCUUUAACACCGUGUACAAUAGCGAUGACAAUGUUUUCGUGGGAGCUCCCACUGGAAGCGGAAAGACCAUUUGUGCCGAGUUUGCUAUCCUAAGAAUGUUACUGCAGAACUCUGAGGGACGCUGCGUCUAUAUAACACCUAUGGAGGCCCUGGCAGAGCAGGUUUUCAUGGACUGGUUUGAGAAGUUCCAGGAGAGGCUGUACAAGAAAGUUGUUUUGCUGACUGGCGAGACCAGCACAGACUUGAAGCUGCUGGGCAAGGGGAAUAUUAUCAUCAGUACGCCGGAGAAAUGGGACAUCUUAUCACGCCGGUGGAAGCAGCGCAAGAAUGUGCAGAACGUCAGUCUGUUCAUUGUCGACGAGACUCACCUUAUAGGUGGAGCCAAUGGGCCCGUGUUGGAGGUGAUCUGCUCUCGAAUGCGCUACAUCUCUUCUCAGAUUGAGAGGCCAAUCCGAAUUGUGGCCCUCAGCUCCUCCCUCUCCAAUGCAAAGGAUGUGGCUCAUUGGCUGGGCUGCAGUGCCACUGCUACAUUCAAUUUCCACCCCAACGUGAGGCCUGUUCCGCUAGAGCUGCACAUACAGGGCUUCAAUAUCAGUCAUACACAGACCAGGCUACUCUCUAUGGCGAAGCCGGUAUACCAUGCUAUCGUGAAGCACUCACCCAAGAAACCAGUUAUUGUCUUUGUUCCAUCUCGGAAACAGACGAGGCUUACGGCCAUUGACAUACUCACUACUUGUGCAUCCGACGUUCAACAGCAGAGGUUUCUGCACUGCACAGAGAAGGAUCUGACUCCAUAUUUAGAAAAGUUAAGCGAUGGCACUCUGAAGGAGACACUUCUGAAUGGAGUGGGUUAUCUACACGAAGGGCUUUCCUCCCUUGAGAGACGCAUAGUGGAACAGCUCUUCAGUACAGGUGCUGUGCAGGUGAUUGUGGCUUCUCGCAGCCUCUGCUGGGGUCUGAACAUUGCUGCUCACUUGGUAAUCAUCAUGGACACACAGUAUUAUAACGGCAAGAUUCACGCGUAUGUGGACUAUCCCAUAUAUGAUGUCCUCCAGAUGGUAGGCUAUGCAAACCGUCCACUGCAAGAUGACGAGGGUCGCUGUGUCAUUAUGUGUCAAGGAUCAAAGAAGGAUUUCUUCAAAAAGUUCCUUUAUGAACCGCUGCCUGUAGAAUCUCAUCUGGACCAUUGCAUGCAUGACCACUUUAACGCCGAGAUUGUUACCAAGACCAUUGAGAACAAGCAAGACGCAGUGGAUUACUUGACCUGGACGUUCCUCUACAGACGUAUGACCCAGAACCCCAACUAUUACAAUCUACAGGGGGUCUCUCACAGACACUUGUCAGAUCAUCUGUCUGAAGUUGUUGAGCAGACUCUAAGUGACCUGGAGCAGUCUAAGUGUAUCAGCAUAGAGGACGAGAUGGACGUUGCGCCGCUCAAUCUGGGAAUGAUUGCUGCCUAUUACUACAUCAACUAUACCACCAUAGAGCUCUUCAGUAUGUCUCUUAACGCCAAGACAAAGGUCCGGGGUCUGAUAGAAAUCAUCUCUAAUGCGGCAGAGUACGAGAGCAUUCCUAUCCGGCACAGAGAGGACAGCCUCCUCCGACAGCUGGCACAGAAGGUACCUCACAAGCUUACCAACCCCAAGUUCAAUGACCCGCAUGUGAAGACCAAUCUGCUUCUUCAGGCUCAUCUGUCGCGCAUGCAGCUUAGCGCAGAACUUCAGUCUGACACAGAGGAGAUCCUCGGCAAGGCCAUUCGACUCAUCCAAGCGUGUGUGGAUGUCCUGUCCAGUAAUGGCUGGCUUAGCCCCGCGCUGGCUGCUAUGGAGCUGGCGCAGAUGGUGACACAGGCUAUGUGGUCCAAGGACUCCUAUCUGAAACAGCUGCCUCACUUCAGCUCUGAACACAUUAAGAGAUGCACGGACAAGGGAGUGGAGAGCGUCUUCGAUAUUAUGGAAAUGGAGGAUGAUGAGCGCACAGAGCUGCUGCAGCUCGGCGAUAUGCAGAUGGCCGACGUGGCGCGGUUCUGUAACCGCUACCCCAACAUUGAGCUGUCUUAUGAAGUGGCAGACAAGGACUGUAUCAGGAGUGGUGGAGCUGUUGUGGUUCUCGUGCAGCUGGAGAGAGAAGAGGAAGUUACGGGACCCGUCAUCGCUCCCCUUUUCCCCCAGAAACGUGAGGAAGGCUGGUGGGUUGUGAUUGGAGAUGCCAAGUCUAACAGCUUGAUUUCCAUCAAGAGGCUGACUUUGCAGCAGAAAGCCAAGGUAAAGCUGGAUUUUGUGGCACCUGCUACAGGAGGCCACAACUACACCCUUUAUUUCAUGAGCGAUGCUUAUAUGGGCUGCGACCAAGAGUAUAAGUUCAGCGUGGACGUGAAGGAGGCCGAGAGCGACAGCGAUUCCGAUUAGAAGAAAUGUUCAGACAUCCUGGUGAAGGAGACGUUAGCCUGCGUCAUAAGCAUACAUGCGUCGGGGAGGCUAAUCUCUUAUUGACUAGUCUCUUGGAUAUUAGUUAUGACAAGAUUUUAGUCCAGCUUUUUUUUCUCCUUCCUUUAUUUUCGUUGGUCGCUGUAUAUAUAGUGCCUAUCUGGUAUAUAUCUGACCUACGGGUGAGGUAGAUUGCGCAUGUAUCUGGGACACAUCAGAAGCACUGUGGGUUCUUCGUCAAAUGAAUAAAGCACAUGGUCAUAUUGUUCGUUUCUUGUUCCCAAAAUAAACAUUUGUUUUUUGUAA